CCCUCAUGUUGACCAUGCAAAAGGAGGAGAUGAAAACCAACCACACAAUUCAGCUCACAACUCAGUUUCUACUGCCAACCAAGACGUAGUUGCAGCUUAGCUCGCUACUAUGCAACAACAGUUUGGUAUCUUUCAGCUAGUGCUGGCUCAUCUCUUAGCCCGGAACAACUCUGGUGAUCCCCUCAUCAAUCUACUUAACCUUGCUCCGCAACCCCUAGCUCCACAACAAAAUCCUGAACCAGUUCAGCAUGCUCCUGCUCUUAGUGAAUCUCAGGGCCAAUCUCACAUCGCCCCAGUUCAGCAACCCCUUCAUGAUGAUGUCACUCGACGUCUAGACAGCCUAGAAAAGCUAGUGGCUGAACAGCGAGAUGCCCCACCUCCACACCAUGCUGCUGACUCCAUACCCCACCCUCUGAACACCAACAUCACACUGGAACCCUACCCCGCUGGCUUCAGGAUACCACAACUUGAAACUUAUGAUGGGACGAAAGAUCCCAAUGAUCAUCUACAUGCUUUCUACUCUUGCAUGCAAGCCCAGAACACCUCUAACGCGUUGAUGUGCAAAAUCUUUCCCUCGACUCUCCGAGGUAAUGCUCGAACUUGGUUGAUCAGGAAAACUACUUCUGAGUUUAUGCGAGUUAAACAGAGGGAAGGAGAAUCUUUGAAGAAUUAUAUGAGCCGAUUCAAUGACGCAGUACUGGAGGUUAACUCCUUCGACCAAGCUAUGGGAAUUACAGCUGUGAUCUCAGGUCUAACCCAUGAGAGAUUCAGAGAUAGUUUGCUCAAGCACCCUGCCACCACCUUCAGUGAGGUGAAUAAUAGGUCCCUGAAAUUCAUCACUGCUGAGGAAUAUGCCCUGUCACAGAACCCAACUCCUUUUAAGAAUCAAUACCCGGACUGGAGAGAUGAGAAUCUGAACAGGAAACGGAUGAAGACAACACAUAACCGAGGUCCGAUGCUGACUUCCACUCCGAGAUUCGGAAAGCCGAACUCAACACCUCCACAACAACCUGCAGGUAAACCUCCAGUUACUUGGACUCCUUUUAACUUGCCGAGUCUAAGGUCCGAGUUUGAAAGUUUAGCUCAGAAAGGAAUGUUGAAUGAGUACAUCCAGAGAGCUGAACAGCCAAGAUUUGUCAGAGAACAGGGGUCACAGCAUCAAGGAGUUCGUAAUCCCCCAAACAGGCAAGGUGUGGGAUAUCAGCAAGCCCCACCCCCGCUCCCACCACCAGCUAGAAUCAUACACAUGAUUACGGGAGGCUUGGAAGCAGGUGGCCUGAGCUCUAAACAGAGAAAGUUGUACGUCAAAGAGGUUAAGCAUCAACGCCGAGCUCAGAAACAGAAGUUUGACGAUGCUGCCUUGAAGAAUCAACCUAUUACUUUCACAUCUGUUGAUUUUGACACAGUUGUUACACCCCACAAUGAUCCUCUGAUCACUUCUGUCCUGGUUAACAACUGUGAAGUACAACGUGUCCUUGUUGACACCGGGAGUGCACCAGACAUCAUGUACUUCCACUGUUUUGAGAGUCUUGGACUAGAUCCGGCAUUAUUGCAGAGAUAUGAUGGUCCCAUCUAUGGUUUCAAUAACCAGCCGGUUCCAGUUGAAGGUGUCCUCACCAUGAAUGUUGCAUUUGGGAGUGGCCGAACCUAUGUGACUCAUUCCGUCCGGUUUCUAGUAGUCAAGAUGGCGUCUUCCUUCAACGUUGUUAUUGGCCGACCCACGCUGACUGAAACCGAGCCGUGGUUUCCCAUAACACAACCUAAGAAGGGUAAAGAUCAAAUACCUGAGGCCGGUCCCCAACAGAUUUUUGACAAUCAGCAAGUCAUGGGUGUUGAAAUAGUAGAUAAUCGACCGGAAGAUGAAAUCAGAGCUGCUCCAGUUGAGGAUGUUGAAGAGGUGCACAUUGAUGACAACGAUCCGAGCCGAAAGUUGCAAAUUGGAACUAAGUUGAACCCGGAGGAAAGAGCAGAGCUAAUAGCUUUCCUUCGGGCCAACAAAGAUGUUUUUGCAUGGACUUCAGCAGAUAUGCCGGGAAUUCCCACUUCAGUUUCUCAACAUAAACUCAGCACCGAUAACCAAAGGGUUGAUUACUGUGAAUGGGUCGCCAAUCCUGUGCUGGUGAAAAAAGCAAACGGUAAAUGGCGGAUGUGCAUCAAUUACACUAACCUCAACGAUGCAUGUCCAAAAGACUGUUACCCAAUGCCAAACAUUGACAAGCUGGUUGAGGCAGCUUCUGGAAAUGAGAGAUUAAGUCUCUUGGAUGCAUACUCUGGCUACCACCAGGUUCCAAUGGCUCUUGAGGAUGAAGAUAAAACCUCGUUUUAUGCCGGUGAUGAAAUUUAUUGCUAUGUAAUGAUGCCCUUCGGGUUGAAGAAUGCAGGUGCCACCUACCAGAAGAUGGUUACCAUCGUAUUCCGAGCUCAAAUAGGCCGGAAUCUGGAGGUAUAUGUUGAUGAUAUAGUGGUGAAAAGUUUGAAAGCUGGAGAUCACUUAACCGACCUCGAGGAGACAUUCAACAACCUCAAAAAGAAUAGAAUGAAGUUAAAUCCAACAAAGUGUAUUUUCGGUGUGGAGUCGGGAAAGUUUAUACGCUUCAUGGUGUCCAAAAGGGGGAUUGAGGUCAACCCUGAGAAGAUUAAAGCAGUAGCCAAGAUGAAACCACCGAAAUCAGUGAAAGAUGUACAGAGGUUGACAGGGAGAGUAGCAGCUCUUCAUAGAUUCAUUUCGAAAUCAGCAGAUAAAUGCUUGCCGUUCUUCAAGAUCAUGAGAUUGGCAGCUCAGAAGGAUGAAUCUGGCAAACAAAAGAAGUUUGCAUGGAAUUCAGAAUGCCAAGCUGCGUUUGACGAGCUGAAGUCUUAUCUUAACUCACCUCCCUUGCUGACAAAGGCUGAUGAUGGAGAAAUCCUUUACUUGUACCUCGACAUAUCAGAUGAGGCUAUCAGUUCUGUAUAUUCCAUUGUUGAGAAAGCAGCCUUUGUAGUUGUCACUUCGGCCAGGAAACUGAGACCGUAUUUCCAAUCACACCCAAUCAUAAUCCUCAUGGACCAGCCCCUUAGACAAAUUUUGCAAAAGCCAGAAUGUUCGGGUAGAUUGAUCAAAUGGGCAGUUGAAAUGGGAGAAUUCGAGAUCACAUUUCAGCAGAGGUCAGCAAUUCGAGCUCAGGCUCUUGCCGAUUUCAUAGUAGAAUGCACCUCGGCUCACUCUGAUUCCCAAUCCGAGGUAGACAGCUGGAUUCUGUAUGUUGAUGGCGCAUCAAGUAACAAAGGUUCUGGCGUUGGUGCAAUCCUACUUGGCCGAGAUGGGUACCGAAGCGAACACGCUCUAAAAUUUAAUUUUGAUGCCACCAACAAUAUGGUCGAAUACGAAGCCCUGCUACUCGGCUUACAACUGACGACAGAACUGAAGGUUGAAGCGAUACAAAUAUACAGUGAUUCACAGUUAGUAGUUAAUCAAGUCAACUCAAUCUGUGAAGUAGUUGAUCCUGUUAUGAUAAAGUAUGCAACUCUGGUAGCCGAACUAAAAUCCAAAUUCCAGAAAUUCAAUUUAAGCAAAAUACCUCGGGCUGAAAAUGAGCAAGCAGACUCCUUCUCCAAGUUUGCUUCUGAUGGCAACCAAAGCUUCAGAUCGGCCUUUGUUGAAAUUCUGGACGAGCCUAGCUUCUUGAAGCCACGAAUGAUGGAGGUCAGCACAGAUCCUAGCACAUCGAGCUGGACAGAUCCAAUUAUCUCGUUUCUACGAGAUGGCACAGUGCCUGCGGAUAAACAGGAAGAGAUGAGGUUGAGGAAGAAGGCAUCUCAGUACAUCCUUGUUAAUGAUGUCCUCUACAAGAGAUCUUUCUCACUCCCUCUGCUCCGCUGCCUAACCCCUUAUGAGGCUGAAUACGCACUUCGGGAGGUGCAUGAAGGUGUCUGCGGAAGUCACAUAGGUGCUCGAACUUUGGCCCACAAAGUCCUUAGACAAGGUUAUUAUUGGCCCAACAUGUAUAAGGAUACCACCCAGUUCGUACAGAGGUGUCAGAAAUGUCAAUUCUUCGCACAUCUAAUCCACCAACCUGCAGAAGAGCUCACUAUUCUGAUAGCACCUUGGCCAUUUGCUCAGUGGGGUCUUGACCUUUUAGGUCCAUUUAUGAAGGGAGUAGGAGGUGUAACCCAUCUCAUCAUUGGUGUGGAUUAUUUCACAAAAUGGGUUGAAACUCAGGCACUAUCCAGUCUUACCUCCAAGAAGGUCGAGGACUUUGUUUUCAGCUCGAUUAUUUGCAGAUAUAGGAUCUCGAGUCAGAUUGUAGCUGAUAACGGAACUCAAUUCAAUUGCUCCUCAUUCCAAGAUAUCUAUUCCAACUACGGGAUCAAACUGCAGUUCACCUCGGUUUACCAUCCGGAGUCCAACGGCAUGGUCGAAUCUGUUAACAAAUGCAUCUUAGAAGGUAUAAAGCUGAGAUUAGAACAUCACAAGGCUAAAUGGGCAGACGAGCUCAACAACGUCCUCUGGGCAUACAGAACCACGGGCCGAACUGCCACAGGUGAAACACCCUAUCAUCUGGCUUUUGGUACCGAAGCAGUUAUUCCUAUCGAGAUAGGAGUCCCAAGCUUCAAGGUUACCCAUUUCGAUGAAGGACGAAAUGGACAACUGCUUCGGGAGAAUCUUGAUCUGCUUGAUGAAGUCAGAGAAGAAGCACGACUUCGAACUCUAGUCUACAAGCAAAAAAUAGCAAACUUCUACAACAAACGAGUUCGACCCCAAACUUUCAAAGUAGGAGACCUUGUUCUCAGGAAAGCUGAUCUAACGGGGUUCGAAACUCGGUUUGGAAAGUUAGCACCAAACUGGGAAGGCCCCUACACUAUAGCCGAAGUGCCCCACCCAGGUGCUUAUGUCCUACAGGACACUAAGGGCAAAAGGGUUCCUAGAGUCUGGAAUGCCAAUAACUUGAAGAAAUUUUACCCUUAAUACACUUCUUUCCAGUAAACUUUGUCUUAUUUCUAUAAUCGCUAUUAUUCUGAUUACUGUAUAUCGAAACUCAAUUCAUUUACGUCAUUAAUGAACUUCACUUCACAUUUGAAGUGAUUCAGUCCUUUCAUUGUGACUUAUUCAAUCACUUCAUAUGUUGGGUUAUGAUUUCUUUACACUCACUUCUGAAGUGUUUUGCUUCAUCUUUCGUCAUUUCUGCAUUUGAAGUCCGCCUCACAUAUAUAUAUCCGAGGUCAAUUCCUCUGCUGUUCAUUUUAUUGUGUUCGAGGUCAGAACCUUGUGUUUAGUAAAGUUACUUUAUUCGA
This is a messenger RNA of Rubroshorea leprosula, 5271 nucleotides long. The record is from the annotation of a GenBank genome assembly. Lineage: Eukaryota; Viridiplantae; Streptophyta; Magnoliopsida; Malvales; Dipterocarpaceae.